This is a messenger RNA of Hemicordylus capensis (graceful crag lizard), 1417 nucleotides long. It is a transcript of the gene NAGK, whose product is annotated as N-acetylglucosamine kinase. Gene Ontology annotation, molecular function: N-acetylglucosamine kinase activity. The record is from RefSeq and is a predicted model, not a curated record. The coding region runs from base 129 to 1223 and encodes 364 amino acids. NCBI's taxonomy places the organism in Eukaryota, Metazoa, Chordata, Lepidosauria, Squamata, Cordylidae. The transcript has 10 exons.
AAGCAGCAGCAGCAGCAGGAGGGAAUUCCCCGCCGGGAAGGGGCGGCCUCUGCGAGCGCUGACGCAAGCGGCGGGGCGGGGCGUCUCCCGGGCUGCCCCUCCGGCGCGCGCGCCUGCCUGGUGGCUUCAUGGCUGCUGCGAUCUAUGGCGGCGUGGAGGGUGGGGGGACUCACUCAAAGGUGGUGCUAAUAUCGGAAGAUGGCAAGAUCCUGGCCGAGACAGAGGGACCCUGCACCAACCACUGGCUGGUUGGCUCAGACAAAUGUCUGGAAAGGAUCAGUGCCAUGGUCAGUGAAGCCAAAGGGAAGGCGGGUGCUGAUCCACAGGUCCCUCUUCGGUCCCUGGGCCUCUCUCUGAGUGGAGGGGAGCAGAAAGAAGCCAUCAAGAAGCUGAUUGAGGAGAUGAAGACCCGCUUCCCCUACCUGAGUGAGAAUUACUACAUCACCACAGAUGCCAUCGGUGCCAUGGCCACUGCUACUGACCAUGGCGGAGUGGUGCUCAUCUCUGGAACUGGCUCCAACUGCAAGCUGAUCAAUCCGGAUGGCUCCCAGAUCAGCUGCGGGGGAUGGGGCCACAUGAUGGGGGAUGAGGGCUCAGCUUACUGGAUUGCCCACCAGGCGGUGAAGAUGGUGUUUGAUGGCUUGGACAACCUCAGAGUGCCCCCUCACGACAUCGGCUAUGUCAAGCAAGCCAUGUUUGACUACUUCCAGGUCUCUGACAGGAUGGGGCUCUUGACACAUCUCUACAGAACCUUUGAGAAGUCCAAGUUUGCAGGCUUUUGCCAGAAGCUGGCUGAAGGUACCUUGCAGAGGAUGGUUUCUUUUGCAGCUGGGCAGCCAAAUGUGGGCCCUGGAGGAGCUCAGGCUGGGGAUCCACUCUGCUGCUAUGUCUUCAACCAGGCAGGCAAAGUCCUGGCGCAACAUAUCGUAGCUGUGCUACCCAAAAUUGAUAAGAGCCUCUUCCAAGGGGAGCUGGGGCUGCCCAUUGUGUGUGUUGGAUCGGUGUGGAACAGCUGGGAGAUGAUGAAGCCAGGGUUCAUCAGGGUCCUGGACCAAGCGCACAGGGAGGACCUCAGCACCACCUUCUCCAAGUUCAGCCUCUUGAAGCUGAAACAGUCUUCUGCACUGGGGGGUGCGAGCUUGGGCGCGAAAUGUGUGGGGCAGGCGCUCCCGCUGGACUACACUGCGAACGUGGAUGUCUUCUACACACACUCCUUCUCCUAGGAAGGGCACACUGGUGUGUCCUGCUGCGAUGCCUUUCUCUCCCUCAGGCCGGGGUGUUUUUCAAGUGUUGUCUUUUAUGUCUUGGAGAACGGGCAUUGUGCUGGCUGUCUUCUGAGCAUCUCUUAAAGAUUUGAUAAAAUAAAGGCCAUUCCAGUGUGAGCGCCCUCCUCCGUGGCGGCCUCUUCGUACCAGGU